Molecule: messenger RNA, 2389 nt
Organism: Ostrea edulis (European flat oyster)
Lineage: Eukaryota; Metazoa; Mollusca; Bivalvia; Ostreida; Ostreidae
Product: plancitoxin-1-like
Exons: 8
Coding region: 137-1177 (346 amino acids)
Biological process (GO): apoptotic DNA fragmentation
Molecular function (GO): deoxyribonuclease II activity
Source: RefSeq, a predicted model, not a curated record
GAUUUACUUCCGGUAUGUCGACAUAGUUUCCUUAUUUCUGUACAAAUGCAGCCAUUCCUGCUGACUAAUUAGGUGCGUGGAAGUGAUACUCGUUAACAAAUCUGGAAUCAAAAAGGACUGAAAUUCUGUCUUGAAGAUGUUAGGGUUGUGCCAGUCUCUCUGUUACAUGCUUUGUAUUAGUUUUGUUGCGGGUCAUGAUGAAGGAAGAAGUGGCAACGGGAUAACGUGUCAGGAUCCGAACCUCCGCCCCGUGGACUGGUUCAUUGUGUACAAAACUCCCCAGGACUUGCAAAAUGAACACAAGUCGAUAUCGGAGGGCGUGGCCUUCUAUUAUAUGGACUCCCAUAAUCCCUUGCUGACCUUGUCUCAAGUCACCAUAGACCAGGAAGGACACGCCCUGUAUAACACGCUUCAGCAGAUCUAUCUCAAUUACUUUGUGGUGGAAUACGCCAUGUAUAAUGAUGAAUCUCCGAAAAAAUCUAAUAAGUCUUGGACAGGAAAGCCGAAAUAUGGUCUCACUAAAGGAGUAUAUGCUUUUGAUAAACGGACAGGGUUUUGGUUGAUCUCAACUAUCCCCAAGUUCCCGCCUCCCAAGGGCAAGGGUUAUGCCUUCCAUAAAGACGCCAAGCGGGACGGACAUAUUGUGCUUUGUGUGACCCUUAAUUCGGACAGUGUGCAGGACCUCCAUGAAGUUUUCAAAGUUACUCGGCCCCAAUUCUAUGACCAAAAGGGAUAUGAUGCGAGAAUGUCAACAAAGCAGCCUGCGAAUGAUACCCUGGUGCUGGAUAUGUAUACUCACGACAACAUGCAACUGAAGUGUUUAGCGAAAGGCCCCUUAUAUCAAAAAGAUCUGUACGAUUCCUUGGUGGCCCCCAGUCUUCAGAAAAAUCUGUGGGUCCAGUCCCUGCGGACUGGUGCCGGCCUCCCCUCCACCUGCUCCCAGUACAAGGUGAUCAAUAUUGUCCAUGUUAAAUUCCCGGACACCAUAGCUUUCCCUUCCGGUAAGCGCGACCACGCUAAGUGGGCGGUGUCCGAGACGGAGGGGAUUUGGAUGUGUAUUGGGGACCACGACCGACGGGCUACAUCGUUCGACAGAGGGGGAGGAGCGUUGUGUAUGACCAGUUAUCCAGUCUGGAAGGCAUUUCACAAUAUCACAAACUCCUUGAACAAAUGUUAAUUUGUAUGGACGCCGUUCAUCUGAGAUUGAAAAUGUAUACACUGCAUUGCGUUGUAUCAGCUUGUAGAUAUAAAGUUUAUUAUGAUAAUGCCAUCACUAGUUGUGUAGGCCAGGAUGGAUCAGUUACUUUGUAAAAUCUUUGUAGAAUGUGCAGCACUACUAGAUUUUGAAACCACAUUGAAGAUGUGGUCGCCCUUGAUCAGUUCACAUUGUCUGUCUGUCUGUAACAUUUUAAUGUGAUGAAUAUCUGACGUAGUUACAAUUUAGAUAUAUAUUUCGGUAUAGUUACAUGGUAUGUAAAUGACUAUCUUACUAGAAAAGAAAAGGAUUUUCGUGAAAUUCCUUCGACAGAGUUGUAGAUGCACAGAAUUCGGAGCUCUAAUGUUAACGACAACAGCUGAUAAGCUUUAGUUCUAGCUCGUCCUUCGGUUCAGGAUAUUAAGUACAAGAAUUUGUUGAUUAUUCUCAAAAUUACCGCAUAGGGUUUUUUCGCGGGGUGAUAAAUUUGGCUUAUUUUAGCGGUUAGAUAGCCUUCCACUAAAAUGUCACUCACUAAAUAUGCGCCCAAUUGUGAAUUCGGUAUUUGCAAGAGAUAUAAAUCUUCCUUGUCCGCCAAAAUUUAUUCUGCUAAAAUUAUUAGCAUACCUUUGAGCCAGCAGAUCACCAAAUUUUAGACCCGCGAAAAAAAAACCGCUAUACGGUAUGUACAUUUCCAAUGGUUUUGCCGUAAAUUCACUAUAGAUCUACUCGGUAGUUUACAUUCAGAAUAGACCUAGAUGAUAUCUUUCAUUGCAAAAUAGCUAGCUAGAUCACUUCAGUCUUUUAAUUACUUAUUACUGCUAUUGUACUGUAUGUUUCAUUUUAUAGUGGCAAAACUAUUUAACAACAAUAUGAUUAGAGACUGGGAAAAAACUCGUAGAAAACAGUUCAAUCAAUUGUCGUUCGGAGAAAUUGCAAUUUUAUAAUAUUGAUAGGAAUCUUUAAAAAUUUGCCCCUAGGUCUGAGUCAGGUUAUAUGUAACACAGUGUGCAUAGGUUUUGUCAGUGACCACAUGAUUCUUCGGGGGUUUUUUUUUUCUAUCAUUAUCAUCUUUUGUCAGUGCCAACAUGCUUCUUUGAGGGGGUUUUCCCAUCAUUAUUAUCAUUUGAUUGUUUCCAAUAUUCAUAUGUUAAGUUUUUCAACAAUAGAAAUAAAACAUAGUAUUGAUUUAUA